AUGAAAUCAAUGUUGCUUUGCCUCUGUGCUUUUACUCUGUUUUCAGCUAUAGGUCUGGUGCAUUGCCAUUUCCACAGCACCACAGAAAUCCCUCCACGCCUAACACAGAAAAAGACCAGCCUCCACUUCUUCCUCCACCACUCCUUCAAAGGCAGUAAACCCAGUUCAGUCAUUGUAGCAGGGGCAAACAGCAGCACAGGCAACAAUAGCCUGCUGUCACCAUUCGGCACAGGGCAUGUGCUUGAUGAGCACUUGACAGAAGGCCCAGAACCCACAUCAAAAGUAAUUGGAAAUGCCCAGGGUCUUCUAGUAUCUUCAGGUCCAAAGGAAUUGUCCCUUGCUGUGUACUUGGAUUUUGGGUUUACUACUGGGGAGUUUGAUGGGAGUUCCAUUGUGGUGGCUUCAAGGUUUCCGGUGGCGGCAGACUUUGCUGAGCUUGAAGUGGUUGGUGGAAGAGAAAAGUUUAGGAUGACCAGUGGGUUUGUAGAGCUUAAAAGGUAUUACUUCAAUGAGACUACAGGUGAGGCCAUCGGAGAGUGGUCGAGUACUCUCUUCUACUGGUCAGCUCAAAUGUUAAUUGUUUUUUAA
This is a messenger RNA of Vitis riparia (riverbank grape), 588 nucleotides long. RefSeq names its product dirigent protein 4-like. The transcript has a single exon. NCBI's taxonomy places the organism in Eukaryota, Viridiplantae, Streptophyta, Magnoliopsida, Vitales, Vitaceae. The record is from RefSeq and is a predicted model, not a curated record. The coding region runs from base 1 to 588 and encodes 195 amino acids.